Cololabis saira (Pacific saury) is the source of this 3107-nucleotide messenger RNA. RefSeq lists its product as uncharacterized. The coding region runs from base 1 to 2982 and encodes 993 amino acids. The transcript has 17 exons. Lineage: Eukaryota; Metazoa; Chordata; Actinopteri; Beloniformes; Belonidae. The record is from RefSeq and is a predicted model, not a curated record.
AUGGCUCUCAAAGCCAAGAAGGUCUACCAGGAAGAGAGUGCUGUUGUCCGAAACCUGUACUUUGUGACGGACUUGGAUGAAGACAAGAAGGUAGAAGUCUUUGGUCAUGAGUGGACAAGUUGCCCAGCCUCCCUGUUUGAGCCAGAUCCAUCCCUUGACCAAGGUUAUGCCAUGCGUAAAGGGAAUAAGGCAGACUACUUGGCUGCGAUCAAGACAUCCCUUGGCAGCUCAUGGUGUGAAGUGGACAGAUUGCCCACAUUCGACAAGCCUGUUGUAAUGAUAGUUGAUGCCAUGGCAUUCAUCCAGCGUCACCAACAUCUUGGUAGCAGCACCUUCCAUGAACUGCAAGCAAAGUAUCUGAAGCAUCUCCUUAGUGGUAUCACCGACAACUGUGACUGCAUCCGCUUUGUUGGUGAUCGAUAUGAUGUCUCUCCAGCUGAAAGUCUGAAAGGAGAGGAACGAGAGAAGAGAAUGAAGACUUGCCCCAGCAAGAUGAAGGAGUACAAGCCACAUGAUACACUUGCCUUACCGGAAUGGAAAGGAUUUGUUCAAAAUCCACUGAAUAAAGCGAACCUGCUGAACUAUAUGGGAGAAACAUGGGCUGCUCAGCACAAAUUACUUCCUCCUGGAUCGAUCCGCUCGGAUGAGCUGGAAUCCCGGCAGCCGUACUGCGCUGUCCGGGAUCAGAUCACUGAGCCAGGUUUCCGUGAAGCAAAAGGCGGCAGAUCUGCUAAAAUCCCGGUUCCUUGUGAUGAGCAUAAGAAGUUCAUCUAUUUUGUUAGUAAGGGAUCGGACGUUUCCCAGGUGAAUGGAGGGGAGCGCGGUUCGGAAUCCUCUCUCUCUCAGCCGCACGAGGGCUCCGGCGCGCUUCCCCCGCUUGCGUCUCCUGUAAAGCCGCAACUCAGCAACGUUAAGGUCCAUAAAGUCACUACAGGAGAAACAUUUGGAGCAGAUGAAGAUCUACUGAGACAAACAACAGUUGGGCUACAUGUGGAGUACACAAGGCCAGAGGAGAGUGAUGUCAUCAUUGUCUUCUGUCCAAUCAGCUCUCCAGUUGGGUCAGAUGUGGAAGCAGCCAUGAGGAAGGUUCCAGUUAAGGUCCAUAAAGUCACUACAGGAGAAACAUUUGGAGCAGAUGAAGAUCUACUGAGACAAAUGAGAGAUGGGCUGCAUGUGAAGUUCACAAACCGUCAGAAGAGUGAUGUCAUCAUUGUCUUCUGUCCAAUCAGCUCUCCAGUUGGGUCAGAUGUGGAAGCAGCCAUGAGGAAGGUUCCAGAUGAUAAAAAGAUCAUUCUAGUUGUGAUGCAUCACACCCGAAAUGUCAACUACUCAACCGUUGGGAGAAGGUGGUCUGAGACCUUCAGGAAUGUUGUCCUGGAUGUUGAUGUCCUCUUCCACGAGACUGUACCAGGACUACUGAUCUGUGAUGAAAACAGGAAGACCAUCCUCCAAAUACAGGAAUCUUUAGGGAGGCACAAGAUAACGUCCAGCGGUGUGGUUAAGGUCCAUAAAGUCACUACAGGAGAAACAUUUGGAGCAGAUGAAGAUCUACUGAGACAAACAACAGUUGGGCUACAUGUGGAGUACACAAGCCCAGAGGAGAGUGAUGUCAUCAUUGUCUUCUGUCCAAUCAGCUCUCCAGUUGGGUCAGAUGUGGAAGCAGCCAUGAGGAAGGUUCCAGAUGAUAAAAAGAUCAUUCUGGUUGUGAUGCAUCACACCCGAAAGGUCAACUACUCAACCGUUGGGAGAAGGUGGUCUGAGACCUUCAGGAAUAUUGUCCUGGAUGUUGAUGUCCUCUUCCACGAGACUGUACCAGGACUACUGAUCUGUGAUGAAAACAGGAAGACCGUCCUCCAAAUACAGGAAUCUUUAGGGAGGCACAAGAUAACGUCCAGCGGUGUGGUUAAGGUCUAUAAAGUCACUACAGGAGAAACAUUUGGAGCAGAUGAAGAUCUACUGAGACAAACAACAGUUGGGCUACAUGUGGAGUACACAAGGCCAGAGGAGAGUGAUGUCAUCAUUGUGUUCUGUCCAAUCAGCUCUCGUGUUGGGUCAGAUGUGGAAGCAGCCAUGAGGAAGGUUUCAGAUGAUAAAAAGAUCAUUCUGGUUGUGAUGCAUCACACCCGAAAGGUCAACUACUCAACCGUUGGGAGAAGGUGGUCUGAGACCUUCAGGAAUGUUGUCCUGGAUGUUGAUGUCCUCUUCCACGAGACUGUACCAGGACUACUGAUCUGUGAUGAAAACAGGAAGGCCGUCCUCCAAAUACAGGAAUCUUUAGGGAGGCACAAGAUAACGUCCAGCGGUGUGGUUAAGGUCCAUAAAGUCACUACAGGAGAAACAUUUGGAGCAGAUGAAGAUCUACUGAGACAAACAACAGUUGGGCUACAUGUGGAGUACACAAGCCCAGAGGACAGUGAUGUCAUCAUUGUCUUCUGUCCAAUCAGCUCUCGUGUUGGGUCAGAUGUGGAAGCAGCCAUGAGGAAGGUUCCAGAUGAUAAAAAGAUCAUUCUGGUUGUGAUGCAUCACACCCGACAUGUCGACUACUCCACCGUUGGGAGAAGGUGGUCUGAGACCUUCAGGAAUGUUGUCCUGGAUGUGGAUGUCCUCUUCCACGAGACUGUACCAGGACUACUGAUCCGUGAUGAAAACAAGAAGACCGUCCUCCAAAUACAGGAAUCUUUAGGGAGGCACAAGAUAACGUCCAGCGGUGUGGUUAAGGUCCAUAAAGUCACUACAGGAGAAACAUUUGGAGCAGAUGAAGAUCUACUGAGACAAACAACAGUUGGGCUACGUGUGGAGUACACAAGCCCAGAGGAGAGUGAUGUCAUCAUUGUGUUCUGUCCAAUCAGCUCUCGUGUUGGGUCAGAUGUGGAAGCAGCCAUGAGGAAGGUUUCAGGUACUGUGUUCCAGCUGUUUUAUCUGUUGGUAUGCAACAGAUUACUUCAUGUUGGACUGAUGUUUCACAUGAAACCACCAUGUUAAUGUACACAUGGAUGCAUUUUAUAAAUACAUAGACACAUGUAGUAGUCUUGUAACGGACCUUUAAACAGCUACAAUAAACAUGAAUAAAUACUAUUUUAAUAAAUGAGGUUGAAGCCUCAGUUGCA